UCCAGCUCAUUUACAUUGCUUCUUUGCCGGGCGGGAUUUCCGCAAUAAUAUCAAGUAUGGCGAAAACAUACGACUAUUUGUUUAAAUUACUGUUAAUCGGAGACUCUGGUGUCGGGAAGACCUGCGUCCUGUUCAGGUUUUCGGAAGACGCCUUCAAUUCAACGUUUAUCUCAACUAUAGGCAUUGAUUUCAAGAUUAGGACAAUAGAGCUUGACGGCAAGAAGAUAAAGUUACAAAUAUGGGAUACAGCUGGUCAGGAACGCUUCCGAACAAUCACAACAGCCUACUACAGAGGUGCAAUGGGCAUCAUGCUCGUCUACGACAUCACAAACGAAAAAUCCUUUGAAAAUAUCAAGAACUGGAUAAGGAAUAUAGAAGAGCAUGCGUCAGCGGACGUUGAGAAGAUGGUCCUUGGCAACAAAUGUGACAUCAAUGACAAACGGCAGGUGUCCAAAGAGAUGGGGGAAAAGCUUGCACUAGAGUAUGGAAUAAAGUUCAUGGAGACCAGCGCAAAGUCCAACAUCAACGUGGAAAAUGCGUUUUUGACGCUCGCCAGAGACAUCAAAUCAAAAAUGGACACAAAAUUGGAGGGCAACACACCGCAAGGAAGCAGUCAGGGCGUAAAGAUCUCAGAGCCUCAGAAAAAGACCAGCUUCUUCCGCUGUAGCCUACUCUGAGGACUGAGGCCUUUCAUACUGACUGGACAUAAAUAGACUGUUCUUGCUCUUAGCACUUCCUCCCCCUUUCUCUCCAGCUAUGGUCAGUCCUAAAAGCCCACAUAAGCCAUUAUAUUGUCAGUAAAUGGAGGACUUCCCCUCCUUGCUUCCUCUUCUGAAAGCUUCCAGAGUUUCAUCUUUUCCAUUUUAAGGAUAAAUGUUGACUUCAUGAGUCACGGCGCUCUGCUGGUUGGAGGACUCAGCCAGGAGCAUUAUCCAGAUGUUCCAUUUAACACAAAGGAAGAUGUUAGUCUCUUCAUUAUCCUCACUCACUCAUUCACACAACCGGUAGCAGAACCAGGGAUGAGAAGUCAUUAAUAGUUUGUGGACUGGAUUACAAAUGUGAUAUAUUUAGAUCUAUUUUUAAUAGCACUCUUUCCCUUUUUUUAUGUGACAAAUUUCAACCAGAGGCCGAUGAGCUUGAAAUGCUGUGAAACAGAGCUGUACAGGUUUCCUUUUCACUGUCAGUCAAGGAUCAGACAGAAUGAGCUGAGAGCACUGCUCUUGUUGUCCUUGACAAUCAUUUUUUUGUGACUGAAAAUGAUUACUCCACCAUUGGUGCAUUCUCCUCCUUUCAGUGAGUGAUGAAGAUGAAUAUAUUAUCUUAAACUACAGUUUAGGUUUUUGUCAUUCUAAUGAUGAAAAUGCAAAUACUCUGUUUAGGAACAUUUCUUGAUGUAGCAAAUGACCAGUCUUAAAUUUGUAAUAACAGGAUUACUGUGACAAUGAGUCCUUAAUUUAUAGUUUGAAAUCACAGCCUGUUUGAAGCCACUAAAGAUGUCCUAAAAUAAUCAGUUUAUUGUCACAUGAGGCAGAAAAGCAGCAAUCUCAUUUGUGAGACACUUUGUGUCUCAGUGUUUUAAGCUUUCAGAUUGAUGUCUGAAUUUUUUCUGUCAGCUCUUAGUCACAGUUAAGCUGAAUGACGUCUCUGGUUGUUUGAUGAGCAGUUAAAAUCACUUGAAGUUUCACACUGUAAGCCCCUUCUGCCCCUUCCCUGCUGUCAUGCAGCUCUCCUUGCACUUUACCAGUAAAUUGUGGUUUGUGUGUAGUCUGUGCCAAGUGAUAGUUUUGCAAUACAGUACAGCUAUAAAUUUCUUUGCUCCUUUUGAGUCUUGGUAAUAUAAAGGACAUAUAUUACCAACAUUUUACAACACCCAAAGGACUUGAUCUCCUCUGGUAGUUCACAGCUAGCAGUCCACUGCCCUGUUAUUAGUUCUCUUAAAAACGUUUCCUUACUCAGACUGUAAGUUAUUUCAGCAUAUAUCUGCGUUUAAAAGAUAAAAGUCUUUCAACCUCUCUUUUUUAUACUACUGUGCUUGCCAACCUAUAGUUUAAAAGUAAUAUUUUAUGAGUUUACAUAGAGAUGGCUUGAAUUAAGCUAAAGAUGGCCAUGUUUGGGGUAUUCUGCAUUCUUUUACAGGUUUGUUUUUCCCCAUUGUGGACAUUAGAUCUGACAGCUAGGUGGCGCCAGAAGCACACGGUGCAUCUUAGGUAACUGCCAAACUUCAAAUAUGAAUCAGUAUUUUAUUAGAGACAGCUAAUCUGGGGAGUGUGAUGCAAUUAUGUACACUCCACCUGUGUUGAGCUUAGAUGUGGAUUCUCAGUCUGUUUCUAUGUUUAUGUCAGUCUUAAAAUCAAGUUCCUACAUGCACAGUAUUGAGGGACAAUAUGUUUCAUGCACCUUUUGUAAUAUCAAAUAAUUUGGGACCUCAUGAAUACCAUGGCCAUUUGUCUUAACCACUAGUAAUCUAUUCUGUCAUAGGUGAGCUAUGCAUUGUGAAUCUCGGACCUGUGCGUGUGUGUAAUGUACUUUUUUUUUCAGACAUACCUACAGAGCUGUACGGUUGAAUGUAUGGGCUUUUUGAUAUUUUUGUUUUGUGUCAUUCACUGAGCCAAAAAGAGAGGACACGCUCUGUUUAUUUAAAGCUGCAUUGGUGCAUCAGUGCAGGUGAAAUUUAGCACAGCGGGGUACUGUUGAGCGGGAAGAGAGCGGGUGUCGAACUGUGAAGACGGCACCGUUUUGUUCGAGCUUUAAGUCAUAAACAGAAACAUAGGGAGCAAACUUUUAUGGGACUCGAGCUGUAUAAUUUUUUUUCUGAAAUAUGAUACUUCCUCUUUGAUUUUGUUUUUAAGUCAUAUCUUUUGUUUUCUUGAAAUGUUUCCCUUUUUACAGCCAUAUUUUAUUCCAUCAGUGUGAAGUACACAGGGACAAUAAUACGAAAAAUCAACAAAACAUUGUAAAUAUCACUAAAAAGUAGGUCUGCUUAAAUUGUACUGUACUUUCUAAACCCAUAUAAAAUGUAUCUACAAUUUUGUAGAUAUGUGAACUUUUGAUUUAAUAAAAUAAGGUUAUAAAACUAA
Molecule: messenger RNA, 3077 nt
Organism: Neolamprologus brichardi
Lineage: Eukaryota; Metazoa; Chordata; Actinopteri; Cichliformes; Cichlidae
Product: ras-related protein Rab-8A-like
Molecular function (GO): GTPase activity; GTP binding
Source: RefSeq, a predicted model, not a curated record